AUGGCCGCGACGCUGCGCCCGAAGCCCCGCGCGUCGCCCGUUGCUGCCGAGAGCGCCGGCGACGCGUGCGCAGUCUGCCAGCAGCAGUCGCAGCGCGUGGCUGUGUGCUGCUCUGUCUGCGCAAAGCGCUUCCACUUGAAGUGUCUCACGCCUCCGCUGCGUCGUCGACCGUCUGAAGUACACCGCUGGCAGUGCGCUGACUGCAUUGACAGAGAAGAGGCAGGCGAAGAAGCAGACGAAGAAGCAGACGAAGAAGCAGACGAUGAGCCGUUGGUGGUUAGAGGAGGCGGCACGGGGAAGCGGAACGGAGCGAGGGACACAGAGGGACAAGGCGACGAGCUGGCGCUCAAGAGGCGUCGAGUCACGACGAGGCGGACGUUGGAGCACGAGGCGGUCGCUGUACAGACGCCGCGUGAGCGUCGCAAUGGAAAAGCUGCAAUGAAAAAGGCAAAGACGAUGGACGGAAGGAGGAAGACGAACGAGACAAAGCGCCAACGACAGUGUGCGGCAUCGCGGAAUGCUUCAGGAGGUCGCAAGGCGGCUGUUCGAUCACGCGUCGAUGACAACAGCGAGGACGAAGAAGAGGAUGACGAUGACGACGGUGACGACGGAGACGACGACAGCGAUUUUGUCGUUGAAACCGUGUCGGACGAGGCGGUUUAUGAGGACGAUACCGACGUUGUAGGUGUCUCGAGUGACGACGAGAAGCAGAAACGAUCCAGACGACGUCCCGUAACCACCCAGUCGGUUGCAAAGCGAAAGGACAAGUCUGGUCGCCGAGUACAGCAGCAGACACCUCCUGUGCCUCCCCGCCCUGUUGCGAACAGUGCCGAUCAUGUCAGCGACGUCGAUUCGCUGGAUAUUGAGAUCAUCGGCGAGAGCGCCAGCUCGGAGGAUGAAGUUGUGUACGGUGGUCCGCAUUACUUUGUCGAAUAUGCAGCCAGCGGACGAGCAAAGUGCAAAAGCUGCGAGCAAAAACUUCUCGUCAAGGAAUUGCGAGUUGGCGUCAACAUCCGCCACUCAAUCUUUGGCGACACUACAUACUACAAGCACUUAGAGUGUACUGCAAUUGGGCUGAAAGCUGGGAUCGCUGCCAACGAAGUCGAAGUAGAACCGGACAUUGAUGUUAUCGAUGAGAAGAGUCCAAAGACGAAGAAAGGCGACGAUGACCCGAUUGACGGCUUGUCGAAGCUUGAGCCUGCCGACCAGAAGCGUGUCCGUGAGUACAUGGAGCAGAGCGACCUCAACGGUGUGAUCGACGAGCGCCUCCCACUUGCAGACGACCAUUUCAACAAAAAAGGUCGCAUGCCAGAGAAACAACCGUCAAAGUACUUGACUGCCACUCUUCUUCCGUACCAACUCGAAGCAUUGGCGUGGAUGGUUGGACAGGAGAAGAGCGAUUACAAAGGCGGCAUUCUGGCCGAUGAAAUGGGAAUGGGCAAAACGAUUCAGGCACUAUCGGCCAUCCUCGAAAAUCCUCGAGAGGUGGACCUGUCGACAAGCGCCAAGGCUGCUACAGGUCGUAAAUCGCGUGGGGGUACGCUUGUCGUCUGCCCUCUGGUUGCUGUCAUGCAAUGGAAGAGCGAAAUCGAGCGGUUUGUAGAACCCGGUCAUCUUUCUGUGUACGUACAUCAUGGUCCCAAGCGGUUGGAUGCGGUGGAGAAGAUUGCUUCCUACGACAUUGUGCUUACGACGUACUCGAUUAUUGAGAACGAGAUCCGCAAAACGCUUGGCUGGUCAAAAGUUGCGUGCAAGUACUGUGGGAAGAAGUAUUUGCCAGACAAGUUGGUAUCGCACAACAAGUACUUUUGUGGUCCAGACGCGCAGAAGACCGCCCUGCAGGAUCGCCAGCAGAAGAAAAGAAAAGGCAAGAAGAAAGCUGCUGGAGAGGACAGUGAAGAGGACGACGAGUUGAAAAAGCCGACUCGAAAGACGAAAAGUCGUGCGAAUGCGCGAUUGAGCAAAGCGUUUGAUGACAGGAUACGCAGCCAUCAGAAGACGAAGGGCAAGUCACCUCUUCACCAGAUCGAGUGGACGAGAAUCGUUCUCGACGAGGCACACUACAUCAAAGAUCGCAAUUGUAAUACCGCGCGGGGCGUCUUUGAGCUAAAGGCUACUUACAGGUGGUGUUUGUCAGGCACCCCGCUACAAAACCGCAUCGGCGAGCUGUUUUCUCUUGUGCGGUUCCUCCGUGUGAAGAGAUACGCGUAUUACCACUGCAACAUGUGUGACUGUCAGAUGCUGGACUACAACUUCCCAGACCGAAAGUGCGUGCAAUGCCCGCAUAGUGCCAUUCAGCACUACUCGUACUUCAACAAGAAGGUCGUCAUUCCCAUCCAAGCAUACGGCUAUGUUGCUGAGGGCAAACUUGCCAUGCAACGACUCCAAAACGAUGUUCUACAGCACAUUCUGUUGCGCCGCACGAAAGAAGGACGUGCGGACGAUAUCUCGCUUCCGCCUAAACUGGUGCGCAUUCGGAAGGAUCGCUUGGACGAGCGUGAGAAGGACUUUUACGAGGCCAUCUACACGCAGAGCCAAGCGCAGUUCAACACCUACGUCUCAUCCGGAACGCUGCUGAACAACUAUGCGCACAUCUUCGAUCUUCUGAUUCGCCUUCGCCAGGCAGUGGACCAUCCGUAUCUCGUCAUCUACUCCAAGUCGAACCCGGCACUCCAGCUGCCAAACCCAGUCGCGUCAUUGGUGGAAGAGAAGCCGUUCGGUACCAGCGAGAGCAGCAGUCCGGAUGACGAGGGAUCGUGCGCGAUUUGCCACGAGGGCAUAGAAGAUGGCGUGGUCGCAAAGUGCGGGCACGAGUUUUGUCGGGAAUGCGUGAAGGAAUACAUCGAGUCGCUUCCGACCGGCGGAGAAGCAACAUGCCCAACGUGCACAAAAGCGUUGACUGUUGAUCUGUCCUUGCCAGUCGAAGACGCUGGACCUGUUGACGCGUCCGCUGAGGUUGCCAACUUGUCGAGUAGCAACCGAUCGUGCAACUCGGUGAAGCUGUCCAGCUUUCAUCGAAACAGCAUUCUGCACCGAUUAUCCGACGUCAACGCCUUCCAGUCGAGUACGAAGGUCGAGGCGCUCAUGCAAGAGCUGGAGCUCAUGCGUAUCCGUGAUCCAUCCGGCAAAGCGAUCAUCUUCUCGCAGUUUGUGAACAUGCUUGACAUUAUCCAGUAUCGACUGCAGCUUGGCAAGAUCAAUUGCGUGAAGCUGUCCGGCAACAUGAGCAUGAGCGCACGAGACCGGACCAUCAAAGCUUUCCGUGACGACCCGACGGUGACAGCGUUUCUGAUCAGCCUCAAGGCUGGCGGUGUUGCACUCAAUUUGACUGUCGCGUCACACAUUUUCCUGAUGGACCCGUGGUGGAACCCUGCUGCCGAAAGCCAAGCCAUCGAUCGUACUCAUCGAUUGGGCCAGUUCAAGCCGAUCCAAGCCACUCGCUUCAUCAUUGCCGGCACUGUCGAGGAACGCAUCUUGAAGCUUCAAGAGAAGAAGCACUUGAUCUUCGAAGGGACUGUUGGCGCGAAUGUGAGCGCGAUAUGCCGCCUCACUGAGGAAGACCUCCGAUUCCUGUUCGCAACGUGA
Molecule: messenger RNA, 3585 nt
Organism: Hyaloperonospora brassicae
Lineage: Eukaryota; Oomycota; Peronosporomycetes; Peronosporales; Peronosporaceae
Source: the annotation of a GenBank genome assembly